Messenger RNA from Meriones unguiculatus (Mongolian gerbil), 2809 nucleotides. It is a transcript of the gene Airim, whose product is annotated as AFG2 interacting ribosome maturation factor. Bases 270 to 911 code for a protein of 213 amino acids. The record is from RefSeq and is a predicted model, not a curated record. The transcript has 5 exons. Lineage: Eukaryota; Metazoa; Chordata; Mammalia; Rodentia; Muridae. Gene Ontology annotation, cellular component: cytoplasm; nucleus.
UCGCGCUAAGUGGGACUGAAGCGUAGCGUUCGCUUUGAGCAUGUGCAGACAGUGCCAAGAGCAGGGUGCCAAGUUUUGACAACUCAGGAUUUAAGUUUUCCUGCUGACUUAGAAACACGGCUGGCACUCUCAAAGAAAGAAGACACAGCUAACUCCAGAAGCGCGGGUCCGAGGAUAGACAGGCCCCAGGGACUCGCAAUCGAAAGCAAGAGGUUGCCCUGUAGUGAAGAAAGUCCUUCGGAAGACCUCCAGGAUCAGCUACUGAGAAGAUGGCUAAUGACCAGCCUUUGCUGGCUGUGCAGGAGGCCCUGAAGAAGUGCUUUCUCGUGGUGGAGAAGCAGCAGGACCUGUGGCAGAGUACUCUGCAGGACUUCUCACCCCUCCUCUCUUCUCUCAGCAACCUGGCUGAGCAGCUUCAGGCUGCACAGAGUCUGCGGUUUGAGGAUGUGCCGGCCCUUCGUCCCUUUCCGGACUUACAGGAGCGGCUGAGGCGCAAGCAACUAGAGGCCGGCGACGUUGUCCUGGACAAGCUAGCUGAGAGGCAAGCCACGCUUCUCAAGGUUCGAGACACCAUCAGCAGCCACGUGGAGCAGGUGUUCCACACCUACGAGCAGCACGCGGCUGUGCUUGACAUGGAUUCUGUCCUGCAGCCCUCAGUCGUGAGCCCCUCUGUGGCUGACAUGUUGGAGUGGCUCCAAGACAUCGACAGACAUUACCGAAGCUCUUCUGGGAAGGUACCUGAAGAGAAAGUACCUCCUCUCCUCCAUACACUGGGGAGACUUGGCCAGCAUCCAGUCACUGCCCAAGGCCUGGGACCAAAUUUCAGAAGAAGAGUGCCAAACCCUAGUGCCAGAUAUCCUGUUGAGUGUCUCUUUCUUCCUGGAGGAGCCAGAGAGCUGUGCAGUAUCUAGAGACCUGGAACAUCACAGUUGAGAGCAGCCAUUGCUGCCCUCAGCUGUCCCUAAGUGAAUGGCAGCCUUGCAACUCGCCACUCUGAAAAACCAGUGCCUAGGCAGAAGUCCCUAGGACUUCUCCAUGCUGGGCCAAGGCCAAGGUCCACGAGCACGGCACCCCCAGCUCUGAGACGUGGAUAGAGGCGGUGGAAAUAGUAAAGGCAACACUGAUAAGCAGUGUCCACCUCCAUCGAUAGGCGUGAAGUGGAAGGAAGGAAAGGACAGAAGGUAGAGUUCUGUGGCCGCCACCGCCUGGAUCAUCUGAAGCACCUCGUGUGGUUGGCUCAAGUCCUGGUUCUGUGUGUGUCAAUAUCUGAGUCCUUAAUGGUGUAAAGAUCUGAGUGGGUCUGGGAGUCUGGGGCAGUAGCCAUGUGUGUAGCACACAUGAAGUCUUGGAUUCAGUAUCCUGCACAGCCAAAAAAGGGAGGCAAAGUGGCUCAAGCCAGUUUCCAUUUCCAAAGCCAACCACCAGGGGGAGAUGGUGCUGCAUGAGGGGUUCUGAGGCUUUGUCCUUGAGAGAGGUCUCCUGCUGCUGUUAAACGUAACUGAGGGGCCCGGGAUGUCCUGCCCAGGACUAGGGAGGCAAAGACAGGUGGAUCUCUGUGAACUUGAGACCAUCCUGGUCUACAUAGCUCCAGGGCCAGCAAGGCCGCAUACUGAGACUCUGUCUCAAAAAGAAAAGAAAACAGAGAAAGAAAGGUAAUUGAGACUAGUGAGAUUCCCUGGUGACAGGUUACGACAGCAGUAAGCGCGCACUGGACUUGGGCUUCCGAGUUUGGCGUGACUGGCCCGGUAGGAGGUACCAGCUGUGACUGUUAGUUUUUAUUGUCUACUUGACACACGGAAAGUCACGUGGGAAGGGAGUCUCAAUGAGGGAUGUUCUAGAUUUGGUUGGUUUGCAAGCGUACUUGCAAAGUUUUCUUAACCAAGGUGAGAAGACCCAGCCUGAAUGUCAGGGGCUGGUCCGGGGACAGGUGAGAAAGAGCAGGCUGAGCACAGGCAGGCAUGCACUAACCCGCGGCCCUCGCUGGUGGCCGAUGUGACCAGCUGCUUCAGGCUCCUGCCACCUUGACGUACCUGCAGUGAUGGACUGUAGCCUCAAAUUCGGAGCCUGAGAAACCUUCCUCCCGUAAGUUGCACUUGUCAAUAUGUUUUAUCAUGUUUUAGGGUUCUCUAAAGGAACAGAACUGAUAGAAUGAAUGAAGAGCUACAUAGAUAAAUGGAUGGGUGGGUGGAGAGAGUGAGGGCAGGCAAGCCUAAAGCAAAAAGCUUCUCUAACAUGGUUUUUUUUGGGCUUCCAGCAGAGGGUGUGGCCCAGAAUUGGGGUGGGUCUUCCCACUUCAAGUGAUCCAGAUUUAGGGUGGGUCUUCCCACCCGAAUGAUCCAAUCAAGAAAAUCCCUCACAGGCAUUCCCGGUUGCUUGGGUUUUAGUUGAUUCCAGAUGUCAAGUUGACAGCCAAGAUUAGCAUCACCCACAGUAACAGGAAAGAAACUGAGAAGCAGCCUUCAGUUGGUAGUCAGAGCCUCGCUUUGCCUUCUGUGCAGUGGCUGCUUGCCUUGGGGUCCCAGCUUCCCACAUGCUUGUAGAAGUUAAGGCUGCCAUGUACAGGACUUAAUGCAAAGGAUGGAUGCUCCCCGCCCCCACCUCUACUUCCAUUCCCAGACAGGGUUUCUCUGUGUAUCCUACAAAGUGAGUCCUGACCAGGCUGUCCUUGAAUUCACAGAUCCGCCUGCCUCUGCCUCCCGAGCACUGUGUUUAAAGGCGUGCGCCACCAUGUCCAGCACCAAACUUGUUCUUUUUAACUUGUGACUAGUGGGAUAUCUGUAAAUAAGUCAAUAAAACUAUAUAGAGUAUA